Molecule: messenger RNA, 498 nt
Organism: Porites evermanni
Lineage: Eukaryota; Metazoa; Cnidaria; Anthozoa; Scleractinia; Poritidae
Source: the annotation of a GenBank genome assembly
AUGGCUUUCUCAAACUUACAAAGCGAGGAAGUUGAGGGUAUUUUAUCGUCCUAUUUACAGAAAAAUGGUUUACCCGAUGUAGGAAUUUCAGCUACGCAACUUCAGUCUAUCUACCAUAAUCUAAGGCCUGGAAAUUCAAUAAGCUUGCAUCAAGUUGCGGCAGCCAUAGAAACGAUUUGUUUUUGCGACUUGUGCUUAAAAGAAGAGAUCAUUGACGUUCUAAAUGAAGUCGAUCGCCGCAGUUUUCUUAUGAACGAAUUAAAGUGGGAAUUUGAAAUGCUGGAUCGUGAAAACCAAGGGACUAUUACGGAAGAAGCAGCUUGUUUUUUGUUGAAAGCUGUCCACGGAAAAUCUGCUGAGAAAAAGUGUAGGGAAUUUCUAUCUAGUCGGGCUUUUCCUGGAACAAGGGUCUCUCUACAAGAAAUGGAAGUUUCCCUUUGCGACUGUUGUGACUUGGAAUUGUCAGAUGAGGAUGAAAAGGAUGCCAAGACCGGUUAA